AUGGUGCAGUUGAAGGUUCUCGCCGACGAGAAAGGCUUCUUCUGCGCCUUCCUGGAGAUCGCCGGACAUGUGGAAGAGGAGAUCAGGCAAGUGCAGCCUACGCCCAUCCGCACCUUCGAGGACCCGGAUCCCGAUCAGUCUCGGGCAUCUGCAUCGCUCCUGAGCAAAGCUUGGUUCUGGCGUUCUUACCUUGCCUUCAAGUACAAGCCUACGCUGCUUGCAAGGUCCUUCGAGAACAUCCUGCCCCAAGCCAGGGCCUUGCUCUACAAGUACUCCAUCUUCUGGCUACAAACAGCACUCAUCCGGUACAUACCGGAACCUGAGCUUUAUCUACUGACCCCUGCAUGCAAAGACCCAUGUGCCAUGGCCACUGUGACGAGCCUUCUGCUGCUCUUCAAUUUGCUGCCCCUCCAUUUCGUAUCCACCAUAGUCCUCAGCACCGCUGCAGCCAUGGUCUUUGGCCACCUACGCGGCUGCGCGCAGGUUCUGGUGCAGCUCAUCCCAGCAGACUUGGGACAGCUUCCGGCUGUUGCUCUGGGCCACGAGUACACCUGCGCGGUGGAUGGGGAUGGAAAGCUGGUGUGCUUUGGAUUCCUUAGCAGCGAGCAGGCCGCAGCCGAAGUGCCCGGCAGUUUAGGCUCGGUCCUUGCGGUUGCCGCCGGCCCACAGCAUGCUUGCGCGGUGCGGUCGAACGGGCAUCUCGUCUGCUUCGGACGUAACAAUCGUGGGCAAUGCGACGUGCCACGCGACUUGGGGCCUGUUCUGGCAGUAGCUGCUGGCGACGAUUUCACCUGCGCCGUGAGGGCAAGUGGAGAAUUGGUUUGUUUUGGCGAUAGCGCCUUCGGGAAGUGCAAUGUGCCGGAGGACUUGGGGCCGGUGCUUGCCGUUUCUGCAGGCGCUGAGCACACCUGCGCAGUCAGAAGGGAUGGCCAACUGGUCUGCUUUGGGGCAAAUGAACAUGGCCAGUGCAAUGUGCCUGCAGACUUGGGCCCGGUCUUGGCAGUUUCCGUAGGCGCGGGCCACACAUGUGCAGCACGGACGGAUGGACAGCUGGUGUGCUUUGGCAACAACUAUCGUGGCCAGUGCAACGUGCCACACCUAGGCCCGGUCCAAGCAUUCGCGGCCGGAGGCAAACGCACCUGUGCCGUGACCCUCGCGGGGCUGCUCGUGUGCUUUGGGGCCAACGAUUCGGGGGAGUGCAACGUUCCGAGUGACUUGGGGCCUGUUCGUGCUGUCUAUAUGGGGCAUCGGCACGUCUGCGCAGUGAAGCCGGGUGGGCAGCUGGUGUGCUUCGGAUGGAACUCUGCCGGCCAGUGCGAUGUGCCAGAAGGUUUUGCGGAAGUUCCGGCUGACGAAACGGUUGGUCAGUGA
Messenger RNA from Symbiodinium natans, 1371 nucleotides. NCBI's taxonomy places the organism in Eukaryota, Dinophyceae, Suessiales, Symbiodiniaceae. The record is from the annotation of a GenBank genome assembly.